AUGGGCGUGCCACGUAUCGACGUCGAACCUCUCUUUACUGCCCUCAAAGCCGCUAUAGGCGAGAGCUGGCCAGAGUACAAGACCACUUUGAGCUCCUUCUUCUUAGGAAACCUCAACCAGGCCGAAUUGUCCCAAGUAACGGAUCGACUCCUCUCGUACGCACCGAGCGUCUCGUACAGCGGUGCUCUGGUCUCAACUGUCCAUCUACACAACAAAAUCUUUGGUGCUAUACACUCCAACAUAUACCGCGAUCCUCCACCGGAACCCGUUGCAUCAUGGGUGCUAGCUACCGAUGCUCCGGCCUCGGCCAGCGCGAACAAACUCGUUUCACAAGGUGGUGGUGACAAGGCCGAAGAAAGGCUAAAACGAGAAGUCAUGGCUCUAUCUGCUCGCGACAGGAGAAGGAUAAAGAGUGCCAAGGACAACCUUCCUGCUGUGCCUCCAUCAGGUCCUUUGCGCGAGAAUGCGACAUAUGCAACAGCCCUCACUGUUCCUGUCACCUCUUCCCAGAUACCUGACGCCAUACCAACCACUGCCACAUCUCUUAGCAAGACCAACUGGGACCUCGAGAUUCGCAGGCGAUAUGCUGUACCGCUAGCUUCUGAGACGCUAGACUUCCCAUCACGUGCAGACAUCCAAGCCCGCAUUGAGCCCAUCUGUUUCGAAGAAGGCGUAGGCUUAUCCGCAGUACCCAUGACAUCGGCCGCUCUACAGGCCAUAGCAGAGCUUGUCGAGGUCGCCACUGAAACAUAUAUCAAGGAGAAGCUGACAAAUUUCUUCUCCACAACACGCAGCAAUGCUCCUGGAGACUUGGGUCCAACAACAGCAAAGUUCCGCGCCCAGAUGCGUAGAGAGGAAGAUGCCGUCGAUCGAGGUCAGCUCAGCAGGAGUGCUGCAGGCUACUUGCCAAUCGAGCAAGAAGCUCUUGCCCGAAGGGAGCCGCUUAGCAUGGACGAGAUACGCAUGUCAAUGCGUCUAGAUGACACACGGCAUCGUCUUGAUCCUUUCCUGUCCCAAGAAAUCAUGGACAGUGUGGAAAUGGACAUGGUCGACACACCUAUGGCGCUCACUAACGGCGACCACCACGACUCAAUGGACAAAGAAGUAGACGGUGAUGCUGUCAUGACUGACGACAACGAUCUGGGCUGGGAAGGCGCAACUUCUGCUGAUAGAGACGCACUAUUUGGUGUACUGGAUGAUAUCCUUGCUCCGGGAGGGUCCUCUUAG
Molecule: messenger RNA, 1227 nt
Organism: Aureobasidium namibiae CBS 147.97
Lineage: Eukaryota; Fungi; Ascomycota; Dothideomycetes; Dothideales; Saccotheciaceae
Exons: 2
Coding region: 1-1227 (408 amino acids)
Biological process (GO): regulation of transcription by RNA polymerase II
Cellular component (GO): SAGA complex
Molecular function (GO): transcription coactivator activity
Source: RefSeq, a predicted model, not a curated record